GUACAGUCUGAGUCAGCUGCAUCAUUGCAUAAGGAUGAUCGCCAAACUCCUGGUAAAAAGCUUCUUCGACGGCACUCUAUGAACAAAAGUCAUGGGCAACAUUGACAGUCAAACAUGAAGCAUAAAUACACCUGCAAUGCUAGAUGGAAUAGCAUUCAACAGUUGGAGCGUUUUGGAAGCUUUUUCAGUUGUUGCCACUGGAACUGCUGCCAGCAGAAGUUGUGUCAUUCUUACUUCCAUUUUUAUUAAAACCGUAUUUCAUGGUAAAGUAAUUUGUGUUAUUCAAGUGAGCUACCUGUCUAUUCUGCAUAAAUUAUCUCUUUGCUUCUUUAAGCAGGUUCUUCUGACUAUUAUUAAUAUGAUUACUCACUUGAUCAGUGGUUUGACUGUGAACUUUGCUAUCAAGAACAAAUGUCUCUGGUGCUACAAAUUUUAUGUGAGAUUUUCAUUUCAUGGAUUGGGAUUUGAUAUGACACUGCAAAUAAGAUGACGGUUGUUGGUAUUGUUGAUAAAUGAUAGAUACAUAACAUAGUUAUUAGGCAUUGGGAUUGGUGUAUGCUGUUAUGUGGCAGAAUAGAUGGUUGUCUUAGUUUUUUGAUUUUUUUUUUAAUUUUUUUUUGAUUCUAGUAAAUAAGUUUAUUUUGUUCCGCAUUUUCUUCGGUCAUUCUUUUAGCAGUUAUAUUUUUCUUGCGUAAUGCAUUUGUAAGUUCAGCAGCUGCGGAAGGAAGAGUGGCCAAUGGACUACAAUAAUUCUUCUGAUAGUUUGAUUUUGGUUUAUAAAAUCAUUAAUGUUGAUCCUGGACUGAAAUGCAAUGCAAAUUUGAGGACAAAAAUUUCUUUUUGGGUUUUGGUUUGUUUAAUAGAGAGUGAGUUUGUUGUAAGUUGGCUCUCAACCAUCUUGAUGGGAUUUGAGUUUGAGUAGGUGCUGCAGUGGUAUAUCUCUGCUUAGCACCUAACAAUGCGUUUUUACUCUUUUUAAUUCCGUCAUUACAAAUUACAAUUGGCCAACUUGUUUGCUCGCGGUGACAAAUCAUAUUGAGGAAAUCAGAUAAAAUUCACAAGCACUCUAUAUGUUGUGUUAAGCUUAACUACCUUUUAAAAGCCUGUUUGUUACGAGUAAAAAUUAAGCAGAAAAACGAGAUGGUGAAUAUACAAUACAAUCUAGUAAGUGGACAAAUUUUAAACAAACAAGUUUGUCAAUUGGUGCUGUCACAUCCUUAAAUCGCAGUGGGAGGGGAACGAAUGAGGAGAAAGAUUUGCUGCUUAAAGAGGAGGGUGUGUAAUUAGCAAUUACACGCAGGAAGCGUGGGACGGCUCCAACCAAGAAAUUGUCCACCCAAGUCAUCCAAAGGAGAUCUCGCUCUAGCCAAUCAGUUUCAACCCAAUAGCCACGUGUCAUUGUCACAUAACAUACGAAUCACACCAAUAAGAUCAGUGUUUGGACACACAACUCCGGAAGCCAUCUCUGUCUCUCGACCAUGUCUGCAGCAGCUGCAACUGCAUUGCAAUCUUCCCUACGCAUCUCUUCUCAGAAACCAUCAUCUUCCCCUGGAAGUUCCCAACAACCAAACAGCCUUUCUGCAGCAAAACCCAAAAGUCUCCUCCAUAAGCACCCACUCUACUCAUCAACUCAUCAAAAUCUGUCCCUCCAAAUCAAAGAGAAAAUCUUAUGCCUUGAAAUCAUGGGCAUUGACUCAGGUAAAGCACUCUCUCUUAACCCUUCUCUUCACACCACUUCCCUCCAUUCUAUCCAUUCCAUAAUUUCCUUCCUCCAAUCCAAAGGCAUUCACCAAAAGGACUUCCCUAGAAUCUUUGGCAUGUGCCCCAAAAUCUUAACAUCUAACAUCAAAACUGACCUCAACCCAGUUUUCAGUUUCCUCUCCCAAGACCUUCAUGUCCCAGAAAACAACUAUAGGAAGGUCAUUAAUAAGUGUCCAAGAUUGCUUGCUUCAAGUGUCAGAGACCAACUAAAACCAGCUUUGUUCUAUCUUCAAAGGCUUGGUUUUAAAGAUUUGGAGGCUUUGGCCUAUCAAGAUCCUGUAUUGUUGGUUUCUAGUGUGGAACAUACCUUGAUACCUAAACUGAAGUUCUUGGAAAGUAUAGGGUUUUCAACCAAAGAGGCUACAAGUAUGGUGUUGAGGUGUCCAGGGCUGUUCACUUUCAGCAUAGAAAACAACUACAAGCCAAAAUUUGAGUACUUCAACGAGGAGAUGAAAGGGGAGUUGGAGGAGUUGAAGGAGUUUCCUCAGUUCUUCGCUUUUAGUUUAGAGAAGAGGAUAAAACCAAGGCACAUUGAAGUCAUGCAAAGUGGGGUUAAAUUGGGUUUGGCUAACAUGCUAAGGAGCACAGAUGACGGGUUUAAAGAGUUGCUGAGGGAAGGAGGCAAUCGCUGAUGCAUGCACUUAUUUUCUUCUUUCUUUGGACUUGUUUCAUUUUUAAAUUUGGCCAUUUCAUACGGUGCAUUGUAAAUGAAAGACCAAAGCAGUCAGAUAUUUCAAUCAACUGACUUACUAA
This is a messenger RNA of Theobroma umbraticum, 2514 nucleotides long. RefSeq names its product Mitochondrial transcription termination factor family protein. Gene Ontology annotation, biological process: regulation of DNA-templated transcription. Gene Ontology annotation, molecular function: double-stranded DNA binding. Lineage: Eukaryota; Viridiplantae; Streptophyta; Magnoliopsida; Malvales; Malvaceae. The record is from RefSeq and is a predicted model, not a curated record.